Molecule: messenger RNA, 1521 nt
Organism: Melampsora larici-populina 98AG31
Lineage: Eukaryota; Fungi; Basidiomycota; Pucciniomycetes; Pucciniales; Melampsoraceae
Exons: 11
Coding region: 1-1521 (506 amino acids)
Source: RefSeq, a predicted model, not a curated record
AUGGUCGAAACCCGCUCGGUGACAACGCAAGCUUACUUUGAUGAUCUUGAUGCAUUGUGGAAGUCCGACGGCGAGACACAUAAAAGACUUGUUGGGGUCAAUCAUGUAGCAGACGAACAUUGCCUACAUGACUCACAUCGCGACCCGCCGGAGCAUCGCUUUGAAUUGAGGUGCCCUCAUCAAUUCUACCUCCAAAGACAAGAAACUACGACUGCCUUGAACACGGUGCCAAUGGGUCAGUCACUCUCGGUCGAAGAAAGCUGGGUUUCAGACGAACUGGUUUUCCAUCUGAGCGAAUCGGUCCGCACCAUGUAUACCGGAUGGAGCAUGAGUUGGUGUGUUCUUCUCAUUGAGGUGACGUUGAUCCCCCUGCAAAUCGCUACGACACAACGUGCGCAACACCAAGUUUUCAGUCCAUCGCGAAGACGAAUUGCAAAUCUUCAGUCAGGCGACCCAGUCGAGUGGAAGACUAUCACCGUGGGUGAAACAAUGGACGUGAAGAGAUUGCUCCAGCAACCAGGUACUGAGAACGACAUCUACUUUCGUGCAACCUGGUCCUGUUCAGACACAGCGUCACUUUUGCAUAGUACUCAACGCGAUUUGGAUAGUCUGACACAAGCGAUGAAGCAAAUGCGCAAAACAGUAAUUGAAACUCUUGACCGUCCAUUGAGCAGUAUUACUCGUCUAGUAUUUUGUUCCAAACGCAAUGGAGCCGUGAAGAAUUUUUUGAAUACUUCCAAAAAUGUGAGUGUGAAGCUUUCCCUCCCAUCCCAUGAGUAUAUUAGGCUUUCCCUGACUUACCUCACCCUCCUAUUUCGCGUCUACCCAGGCCACUCAUCAGAAUAUUCAGAGAGUCAACUUGUGGAAGAACCACCGCUUAAAGAUGAGGAAGGAGACCAGGUCGAAGAGAUGAGCUGCGGUGAUUCCGACGAGGAAUGGGACAGCGAGCCAGAGGAUCAUGAGCCCGAAUCGGAAAAGGUACCCAUUCACAUCUUGAUGUUACUUUCAAAGCGACCAUUUGUGUCAAGGACUUCUCGGUACUCAAUUGGAUGUUUCAGUCGCCGAACUUAUCAAGCAUUUAUAGAGUAUGCCAUCUGCGGGGCUCUUUAUUUUGCACCUCUGCGGUCUGCAUACGAAGAAUACUGCGAAAGAACUUCCCUCGUAGCUUCGAAGACUGGUGAAGACCCCACCAAACAGCCCCGUACUCUGUGGGCUGAGUGGGCUGAAGUCCACAGCACCCCUCAUACCGUUGUACCUGAUUUCAAGACACUCUCAAGUCCAAAGAGCAUGUACCGCCUGGCUGAUACUAUAUGCCACAAGCAAAUCAUUGGCUGCCUGAGUGUGAGAAAUUUGAUCUCUGAAAUCCACUGCCCACUUUUUGAACAGCACCAGGAGCUUCGUGUGGAUGCCUAUCAAUUGGUCCGCAAGAGCUGGAAAUCAUUCACCAGCUCCGAGCUUACUGCAUUGAUUGCACCUCUGUCACAAGAAGAGGCAGCUCUUGUUGUUCAACACUCCUAUUGA